Messenger RNA from Clonostachys byssicola, 387 nucleotides. NCBI's taxonomy places the organism in Eukaryota, Fungi, Ascomycota, Sordariomycetes, Hypocreales, Bionectriaceae. The record is from the annotation of a GenBank genome assembly.
AUGCCUAAUGUCUUACCAACAUCGACCCUGCUUCUCAGCAUGCGACUAGUCAAGCUCCUCAGCGUCACGCUCAGCGUCCUCUCCCCCACUCCGGACCUCGCCCAGGCCACCACUUACUCCAACCCGCUUGAGAGGACUAAUGGAGGUGACCCGAGCAUCGUGUGGCACGGUGGCUGGUGGUAUAUGAUGGCCACCACCUGGAACGACCUUCGUCUACGUCGCACCCGGACUCUUAACGGCCCCAAGAAUAGCGAGUCCAAGCUCAUCUACUCCAGCACCGACGCGGCUCGCUGCUGCUUAAUAGCCAGGCCUACUUCGUCUACUCAUGCUGGCGGUCCGACACGGGCACCAACCGUCGAGGUCUAUACACAGCUAGAAGUUCAUUAG